CGAGUUUUCCUUCCUGACGCUAUAACUCCAGAACGCACAAACAGAUUUCCACAGUUUUGCAUUUGUUGAAAAGGUCUCGGGCUCCGUGAGGUUUAUAGCCAAGAAAAUUCAGGAAAAUUUCAAUAGAAAAGCGAGAAAAUAGGGAUAUCAUUUUUUUUAAUACAGCGCCAUCUCUGAUACAUAGCAUGUACUACAAACCAAUAUUUUAAGAAGAUGGCGACGGUGCGUGACACAUUGUUUGACAGCUACUUAUUGUUUUCUUCUCAGUUAAUUUCAUGUGACAAACCGGUGUGAAAUUGUGAAAAAAAAGUAAAAAAAAUAAGUUAUUCGUUUCUUAACAUUUUAAUUGGAAACCAUCAAAACAAUCACGUGUAUUGUGUACAUUUUUAUUCAAUUUCAACAGCAGGUAUUUGUCUUUAAGGUGUUAAAAAUGCCUAGAGGACGACGUGCGAACAUCGGUCGCCGCACAAGACAUGCAAGUCAGCAACAAGUGUAUUCACAGAACUUAAGCGAAGAAAGACAAAAUAUAAUAAGAGAAAAUGCCCGAUUGAGACAACGCGUGAGCACACGAAGAUCAUUGGCAUCAUACAAUCGCUUGGCAUUCCAAUAUGAUCCCACUGCGAACUACAGUGAUGAUGAAAAUUUAAAUAUUGGACCAAUGACGACUGUAUGCCGAUAUUGCAAUGCGUUAAAGUUCAAAAGAGAAACGGCUGGAUUGUGCUGCGCAAGUGGAAAAGUCAAACUGGAUCCAUUACUUACACCACCACAGCCACUGAAACCAUUGUUCGAUGGAAGUGAUCCCGAUUCCAGCCAUUUUCUUCAACACAUCCUUGAAUACAAUAACUGCUUUCGCAUGACUUCCUUUGGAGCUAAUAUCAUUCGAGAAGGCGGCUUCAUGCCGACUUGCAAGAUACAAGGACAAAUAUAUCAUUUGCAUGGUUCAAUGGUGCCAACACCAGAUGAACCGCAUCAAUUUCUGCAAAUAUAUUUCAUUUCGUCGAUGGUGGAUCAGCUGAAUGUGCGGUGUAAUAUUCAGGGAACACAACAGUUAAAGAGACGGAUUAUUGAACAGUUGCAAGCAUUUUUUCACGCUAAUAACGCUGUGGUUAAUAUGUUCAAAACAGCAUUGGAACGAAUGCCAUCGGAUACGCACAAAUUUGUCAUAAGAGCGGAUUGUACCCCAACAGGUGAACAUGUGCGAAGAUUCAAUGCACCCACCGUUAAUGAUGUUGCUGCAAUUAUUGUUGGCGAUCCAACUAAAUCGCGAGACAUUGUCGUUCAGCGAAGAAGCAAUAUCAUGCAUCGUGUAAACGAGACACAUCGUUUGUACGAUGCGUUACAAUAUCCAAUCAUUUAUUGGCAAGGGCAAGACGGAUACGACAUCACGUUGAAGAUGGUCGAUCCAAUUACAAGCGUAUCAACGAAUAAAAAUCUAAGCGCAAUGAAUUACUAUGCGUAUCGUAUGAUGAUUCGUACACAUGAGGAGAAUGUCAUUCUGAAGUGCCGUCGGCUAUUCCAGCAAUUCGCUGUCGACAUGUAUGUCAAAGUCGAGACAGAACGUUUAGCGUUCAUCCGAUUCAAUCAGGCAAAGCUACGAUCUGAGGACUAUAUACACUUGCGUGAUGCUAUUCAUUCAGAUGGUGAUGUUCAGAGUAUUGGACGUCUGACGAUUCUCCCAUCAUCUUAUAUCGGAAGCCCACGCCACAUGCACGAAUACGCUCAAGACGCUAUGACGUACGUGCGAAAUUAUGGAACUCCCGAUUUAUUUAUUACGUUCACUUGCAAUCCGAAGUGGACGGAAAUUGAACGUGAGUUGGAACCGGGCCAAAAACCGCAAGAUCGCCAUGACAUAAUAGCCAGAGUAUUUCAGCAAAAACUCAAGGUCAUGAUGGAUGUGCUUACUAAGUAUCGAGUUUUUGGUGACACACGUUGUUAUAUGUACUCGGUGGAAUGGCAGAAGCGUGGACUACCGCAUGCUCAUAUCCUAACUUGGUUGCUGAACAAAUUACAUUCAAAUGAAGUGGAUGACAUCAUAUCAGCUGAAAUUCCUGAUCCAGUCACUGAUCCCCAUCUACACGACAUUGUGACGACACAGAUGGUGCAUGGACCGUGCGGUGCAUUAAAUCCAUUAUCGCCUUGCAUGACUGAUGGAAAGUGCACAAAACGAUAUCCGCGACCGUUAGUUGCUGAAACAGUUACAGGGAACGACGGAUAUCCAGUAUAUCGUCGGCGUUCAAAAGAAGAUAAUGGUCGAACUAUCAAAGUUAAAGUUCAAAAUCAAGAGAUUGAGAUCGGAAAUGAAUUCAUUGUACCAUAUUGCCCGCUACUAUCACGAAUUUUUGAAACACAUGUAAACGUUGAGAGUUGUCAUUCGGCCAAAUCAAUCAAAUAUUUGUGCAAGUACGUCACAAAAGGCAGCGACAUGGCUGUGUUUGGUAUUGCGUCGGAAAAUGCGAAUGACGAAAUCAGCAACUUCCAAAUGGGCAGAUACGUCAGUACUAAUGAAGCACUUUGUACAUUUAGCAGUGCAUUUGAAAAUGGCCAAAGAGUUUACUUCACUGAAGCUAAUGCAGCACAACGAGCUGAGAGACCACCAUCGACAACAUUGACUAGCUUCUUUGCAAUGUGUGAAGCAGAUCCAUUCGCAGCGACGCUGAUGUACGUUGAAAUGCCUAAGUAUUACACUUGGAAUCAAUCAACAAAGAAAUUCCAACGUCGCAAACAAGGAACCCCAGUUCCAGAUUGGCCACAGGUGUUUUCCACUGAUGCACUAGGUCGCAUGUAUACUGUUCAUCCUAGAAAUGAUGAAUGUUUUUAUUUGCGACUGCUGUUGUUAUGGAACAAAUACAAAGACGACAUAUGUGAAGAUAUCUUGCAUCGCUUGCGCAUUCAAACGAAUAAUCCUGACAUGCAAAUAACCGAUGAAAUCUACAAUGAAGGAUUGAUUCUGAUUGAGGAUCAAUGCUUGACUAUUGCAAACAAGCUACUGAUUGAAGUAGGAAUGAUUGCACCAAAUCGAUCAAUACACGAUGCAUUCAACCAAGAAUUAAAUCGAGAGCUGCAAUACAAUGUUGAUACAUUGCAGGAAUUCGUUCAAAAUAAUGUGCCGUUGCUGAAUGAACAGCAAAAACCAGUAUACGAAACAUUAAUGCAAGCGGUGGACAAUAAUACUGGUGGUCUAUUCUUCCUGGACGCAUCUGGAGGAACAGGGAAAACAUUUGUCAUUUCAUUGAUUUUGGCCACUAUUCGAUCAACAGGUGACAUAGCUUUGGCGUUAGCAUCAUCUGGAAUUGCGGCGACUCUUCUAGAUGGCGGUCGUACUGCACAUUCUGCGCUUAAGUUGCCACUCAAUUUAAACACAAUUGAGACUCCAACAUGCAAUAUUUCCCGAUCCAGUGCAAUGGGAAAAUUGUUGACGCAAUGCAAGCUCAUUGUUUGGGAUGAGUGCACAAUGGCACAUAAGAAAUCACUUGAAGCACUCAACUUCACACUGAAGGAUCUUCGGCGAAAUAACAACAUUUUUGGCGGCUUGAUGAUAUUGUUGGCAGGCGAUUUCAGGCAGACGUUGCCAGUAAUUCCCCGUGGAACGCCUGCAGAUGAAUUGAAUGCUUGCCUGAAGGCAUCACCUUUAUGGAAUAACGUAAAAACAUUAUCGCUAACCACUAAUAUGAGAGUUCAACUUCAAAAUGAUCAAAGUGCUGCACAAUUUUCAAAACAAUUACUCUCACUAGCUCUUAUUGAAAAUGUUUUUCCAAACAUUAGUGAGAAUUAUCAGAAUUAUGCUUGGUUAAGUCAACGAGCAAUUCUUGCCGCAAAGAAUAAUGAUGUACACGCACUGAAUUUCACCAUUCAAUCAAAAAUCGAUGGCGAUUUGGUGACAUACAAAUCCGUUGAUUCCAUAACAAAUCCCGAUGAUGUAGUACAUUAUCCAACGGAGUUUUUGAACUCUCUGGAGUUACCAGGAUUUCCACCACAUAACUUGCAACUCAAAGUUGGUACAGUUAUUAUGAUAUUGCGUAAUUUGAAUCCACCGCGACUUUGCAACGGUACUCGACUUGCGGUAAAAAGACUUAUGCCGAAUUUGAUUGAGGCAACCAUUAUUAACGGAAAGUACGCAGGUGAAAAUGUAUGUAUUCCUCGAAUACCAAUGAUUCCGACUGAUCUUCCGUUUGACUUCAAACGAUUGCAAUUUCCAGUUCGCCUUGCGUUCGCAAUGACAAUUAACAAGUCGCAAGGCCAAUCGCUUAGUGUUUGCGGGAUAAAUUUAGAAAAUCAUUGUUUUUCACAUGGGCAGUUAUACGUUGCGUGUUCACGAGUUGGGAAACCAUCCGCUUUGUUUGUAUUAACGUCAGACCAAAAAACAAAAAAUGUGGUUUACCAAAGAGCACUUCAAUGA
Molecule: messenger RNA, 4396 nt
Organism: Danaus plexippus (monarch butterfly)
Lineage: Eukaryota; Metazoa; Arthropoda; Insecta; Lepidoptera; Nymphalidae
Exons: 7
Coding region: 431-4396 (1321 amino acids)
Biological process (GO): telomere maintenance; DNA repair
Molecular function (GO): DNA helicase activity
Source: RefSeq, a predicted model, not a curated record